AUGCUAGGCACCCGUAUAAGAUCUCGAGAUGGCGCUGUUCCGUUCGAAGUGGCAGUCGAGAAGUAUAGCCGGACGAGGCAGUGGAGCGCAGCACUGCAGCUGCUCCGCAAGAGCCUCCAGUCGGGUGCGCAUCUUUCCCCAGGCCACUACAUCACGAUUGUCAGCGCAUGCAGAAAAGCCGGGCAGUGGCAGCACGCACUUUCGGUGCUCAACGCGAUGUGGGAGGCGAAGGUGAAGCCCAACUCAUCAGCUACAAUGCUGGGAUCAGCGCGUGCGAGAAGGGCGAGCAGUGGCAGCGGGCUCUGGCACUGGUCGGCGAGAUGUGGGAGGCGAAGUUAG
This is a messenger RNA of Prorocentrum cordatum, 339 nucleotides long. NCBI's taxonomy places the organism in Eukaryota, Dinophyceae, Prorocentrales, Prorocentraceae. The record is from the annotation of a GenBank genome assembly.